Pantherophis guttatus is the source of this 4494-nucleotide messenger RNA. It is a transcript of the gene ANKLE1, whose product is annotated as ankyrin repeat and LEM domain containing 1. Gene Ontology annotation, biological process: resolution of meiotic recombination intermediates; double-strand break repair via homologous recombination. The record is from RefSeq and is a predicted model, not a curated record. Gene Ontology annotation, molecular function: protein binding; DNA endonuclease activity. NCBI's taxonomy places the organism in Eukaryota, Metazoa, Chordata, Lepidosauria, Squamata, Colubridae. Gene Ontology annotation, cellular component: nucleoplasm; cytoplasm.
AUGCCCUCAAGAUUCCCCUUGGCUUCCCUUGCCAGCUGGUGCUGUCGGACGGCUUCCCUCAAUCGGGGGACACAUUCUGAGGGUGGGAAGGUGCAUUUCAAGGAGGGGUGGAAAAAGGAGGCGGGAGCGUUGGAAUUCCAACCAAUCACCGUAAAGCAAAGGCUCUUCCGAUUGGAUAGGCAAGCAGCCCAUCAGGGCGGCGACGUAUUACCGCGGCCUUCCAAUGAAAAACUCCGAGGGAAGCUUCAAACGACGGGAACAAGAUGGCGGCGCCGUGUUGACUUCGUGGCUUUGGAAACUCUAUGGCCACUGAUCACCGACCGAGAUGAGUUCGCUACGCCGGGCCGGGACGCGCUGACGCGACCGGCCUCCUCCGCCUCACGGCCGCCUCAGCAAACCGACCGCCCCGCUCUGCCGCCUCCGAGAGGCGACGAUGGUGGCUGCCCUGCUCCGGGAGGGAGCCGACCCAACCUGGUCCUGCCGGAGGGAGUGGCCCCCAUGCACUUGGCUGCCGGCCUGGAGCAGGAGAACGGGAUACGUGGCCUCCGCCUCCUCCUCCAGCACGGGGGGGACCCCAACGUCAGAUCUGGGGAAGGCCUCACCCCCCUCCACGUUGCUGCCUCCUGGGGAUGCACCGCCUGCUUGGGGCUCCUGCUGACCGAGGGUGGCGACCCUCACCUGGAAGACCAGGAUGGGAACUCCGCUUUCGACCUGGCUGUGGAGCAGGGGAACGCAACCUGUGUCAACAUCCUGCAGGACGGAGGGUGGAACAGCAGCUUCCCUCAGCGGAGAGCAGAAAGCUUCCUGACCACCAUAAUGGAAGAUUCUGGGCAAACUGGGCUGGGCAACUCUCUCACUUAUCCAUCUGGUAGACUGCCACUGUUCUCCCUGAAGGAGGCUCAUCAGCACGGGGAGCCACCUGGGACCUUCCGUCAGCCUGGGGGAGCCACUCCCAACAGUGUCCCUGGGCCUUGCACCCAGGAUCGGUCGGCCUCUUCCUUUCUCACCGAGUGCUCCUGGCGGGGCGACACGAUUUUGGAUCUGGCUGACUUCGGGGUCCAGCCGCUGGACUCCCCCAAUGCCUUCCUGCCCCCCCGGAAGCCAGCUUCGAGUUGUGCCGACGUACAGAACCCCUGGGAUAGCGAGGUGGGGCGCUCUCUGUCGGACGCUGGUGUGAAGCAGUCUUGGGGCAUCCGGGCCUCUGCAGAGGAAGGGUGCAGCUCACCCCCAGGCCCAGGGACGGCUCUGGGGGGUCCCCUCUCAUUAGUGGGCUCCGAGGGUCUCUCGUUCAGACCGGACAUGCCAUGCACCGCAGGAUCCCCACAGAAGACCCUGCCCUCUGCCAGCCUCGGAACCAGGCCUGGACCAGAAGCGGCCCCACUCCGUCACCCACAGGAUGCCAACGCCUGUGGCCUUUCUCAGGGGUGUGGCUCCCUGGAUCCCGGCCUCUCGGUGACGAUCCCAAGCCAGGACGGGCUGGACAUCACCUGCCUUGGUCACCUGGCUGAGUCCACAGCCGUGUCGGACUUGGGAAAGAUCGUGGUUGACCCGGCCUCUGUCCUGGGGGUCAGCGGGACUCUGGACGGAUGCUCAGGGAGAGGAAGGUCUCUGGGCAAGUGCUCAGCCGCCAGCACUGACCGGUAUCUUUCGUGCAUUAGUGAAUGUUAUGCAAGUGCUGUGGAAGGCCCAGGAUACGGCUACGUUCAUGAGUGGGAAGACAGAAAGGCUGCCCCUAGUGGCCCUGCGGGUGGCUGCAACACCAGCAACGGAGGGUCGGGUCGUGGGCCUCCAGCCUGCAUGGGGACCGGUCUCCGUGGCCAGAGGAUUCUCCCCACCAGAGGGGCUGCCCGGAUCUUUCCCGGGAGUCAAGAUUUGGCUCUGCCCCACAGCAAGAACACCUGGGAGGUUUCACAGAGGAGGGAAAGGUCCAUGAUGGACCCCCCAGAGAACGAGGCUCCUUGGGAAGGGUCUGCGUGGGGGACUGAGGGACCCACUGAGACUUGGGGGCUGCCCGUGAGACGCCAGGAGCCAGCCCUCUUUGGAGCGAGGGAAGAGCUGGCGGAGGUGGGCAUGAGAGGGUUAGGGUUAGGGAGAUCGGCUCUCCCCACAAGCCCCCGGCAGGCAGGAGAGGGGCAACCGAGCUCACCCACUCAAGACACCAUCCCUGUCCAGUGGACGUCGGAAGGGAGGAAUCAUUUCCGUGGCUGUGGGGGUCCACUUGGGCCCAGCAGCACUCUGGGUGGCACAGAGAUGGCCCCGAGCCCACUUGCCAUCGUUGGAGAAGAGCCCCCCAGCGCUCUGGAUGCCCAGCUGCGGUCGAUGAUGCUGGCCACCAAGGUCGCCCACUCCCCACUCCUCCCUUCGAACCGGAAGUGCUGCCCUGCGCCCCCCUGCCCCCAAAGCCCCCUGAUUGGGGCCCUUCCCCAGCAGAGCCUCAGCACCGCCUCUCUCUUCGAGGAGCCCCUGGAGAUGCCGAGGCGCCCCAGGAGAGUCAGGAGGGGCCCCGGACCCCGAGGGGCUGCCAGUCUCAGCCGCUCGCCUCCCCCGGCCAGAGAGGCAGAGGAGACGGGGGAGGGCAGAGCUGUCUCGGCUGUUCCCAGCUGCAGGAAGAUGUCCUCGAACCCAGGACCUGGCCCUUGGGGCUGCUCCCUUGCCAGCUCAAGGGGAGACCCCUCCAGGAGGACAGAGUUGGGGGCAGGAAAACCCUCUUCAGGAGACGCUGCUCAGGGCUGCCCAGAGGUUGGGCGUCUGGAGAGCUUGGGAGUCCGAGGGUCUCUGGGCAAGCGAGCGGAGGAGACCUCCAGAGUCAGUUUCAGCCGGCUGUCUGGGAGGGGCCCGUCUGCCACUUGUCCCCCAGGAAGGCUGAGCCCCAUUUGCCAGGAGGUGCCGCUGUCGCCGGGGGGCCGGCCUGCAAACCUGAGCGCCACGGAGCCCGUGGAAUACCUGUACGUGGAUGAGGAAGAGGGACAGACCCUCAUCGAGCGGCACCUGCCCCCCACGGACGACUCGGGGGCCAGCAGCUGCGAAGACACCCUCGUUUGCGACUGGCGGGCGUGUGCCAGGGCAGCGGUGGGCAGGCAGGGCAAUGGGGAACGCGCCCCCUUGAACCCAGAGUACCUGACCGAUGAAGCUCUGGCACGCAAGUUGCGUGAGUUGGGGGCUGAUCCAGGACCAGUGACGCCCCUCACUCGGAAGUUGUACGUGCAGCUCUUGGAGAGGCUGAGCAGGGACCCUGAGACCCCGGCCCGGAAGGGCUCUGCAGCCUACAGCCCAGAGCUGGCCUCUGCCCUGGACACCUACCGGAUCCCCACCUCCAAAGCCGACGAGAUGGCGCUGGCCGCAGAGUUUGACCGGCCGGACAAGAGCCGGAGGUGGCGGGGAGGGCUGCUGAAAUCCAGCUUCAACUACCUGCUGCUGGAUCCCAGGGUGACCCAGAACCUGCCCGCCCGCUGCCAGCUGCUCAGUCCGGACGAGACCUUCCGGACCUUCGUCCGUGCCAUCUUCUAUGUGGGCAAGGGGACCCGCGGCCGGCCCUACCGCCACCUCUACGAAGCCUUGACCCACUACCGGGAGGGCCAGGGGACGCCGGCAUGUCCGCAGGUCUCCUCCAAAGUCCAGCACAUCCUGGAGAUUUGGGCCGGGGGGCAGGGGGUCGUCUCCAUGCACUGCUUCCAGAACGUGGUUCCUGUGGAGGCCUACACCCGCGAGGCCUGCAUGGUGGAUGCCAUCGGUCUGAAGAUGCUGACCAAUCAGAAGAAGGGGAACUAUUACGGCCUGGUGGUCGGCUGGCCCAUGAAACGCCGGCGGAGUCUGGGGGUCUUUCUCCUGCACCGAGCUCUGCGGAUCUUCCUGGCCGAGGGCGAGCGGCAGCUGCGGCCCGCUGAUAUCUGAACUGGCCCUUGAGCCGGGGGGGGGGGCCUGAGGGCCUCUUCCCUCCAAGCAGAACCUCUGGGCCUGGGGCUCAUCCGAGGGGCUUGACCCAAUCCCUCCUUCACACAACCGAGGGUCCGGAUUCUGGAAUCCCUCAUCACGAGCUCCUGCGCUGGACGCUGAGCGGAGAGUGAACGCUGCACCCGUGUUCAGAAGCGAUUUUGGGGGCUGGGUUACCUGCAGAGGAGCCCUGCUGUUUGCUGUGGCUGGCACACCUGGUGGGUGGGGGUCCCAGUUGCAUCCAGUCACAUUGUGGGAGAGGGUCACAGAGCGAAGCAGGAACCCCAAGGCCCUUCCCAAGCAACAGCUGUGGGCUCAGCCCCCAACCCUCCAUCCGUGGGGGACCCUGGGGAGGGGUCUUCCCGCACCCUAAGGGCACCACAGUCAGCUCUUCUGGGAACCUUCACGGGUGCCUCUUCCUCCUUUUGUGCAGGUGGGCCUGAGGGAUGUUUUACGGGGGCCGGGGGGGACUUUUAAAAAAAUGCUGGGGCUGCAUUAUGUUUUUAAAGAUUUUUCUGGUUACCCCUUAUCUGGGAUUGGGGGCAUUAAACGAGACGAGCGCUG